Papaver somniferum (opium poppy) is the source of this 1431-nucleotide messenger RNA. Its product is annotated as S-formylglutathione hydrolase-like. The record is from RefSeq and is a predicted model, not a curated record. Gene Ontology annotation, biological process: formaldehyde catabolic process. The transcript has 7 exons. Gene Ontology annotation, cellular component: cytosol. Bases 101 to 955 code for a protein of 284 amino acids. Gene Ontology annotation, molecular function: S-formylglutathione hydrolase activity. NCBI's taxonomy places the organism in Eukaryota, Viridiplantae, Streptophyta, Magnoliopsida, Ranunculales, Papaveraceae.
AUUAGACUCCCUAAUUUUAAAAAAGUUAUAAGUGAAGAAAAAGUUUAGAGAACACACUUGCAUUCACCGAUCGAGAACACAGAGAAGAACAGAUUUAGAGAUGGAGGAAAAACCCAGUGAGAUCAGCAGCGCAAAGAUGUUUGGAGGUUACAAUAAAAGAUAUAAGCACUUCAGUCCAACUCUGGGUUGCUCCAUGACCUUCCACAUUUACUUCCCUCCAUCCCCUUCUCCAUCCCACAAAUUUCCUGUACUUUACUGGCUAUCUGGCCUAACUUGCUCCGAUGAGAACUUUAUUGUCAAGUCUGGAGCUCAGCGUGCAGCUUCCAGUGAAGGUGUUGCGCUAAUUGCCCCAGAUACAUCCCCAAGAGGCCUUGGGGUGGAAGGAGAGGCAGACAGCUGGGAUUUUGGUGUAGGUGCUGGGUUUUAUCUUAAUGCUACUCAAGAGAAAUGGAAAAACUGGCGUAUGUAUGACUAUGUCGUUAAGGAAUUGCCUAAGGUUCUGAGUGAGAAUUUUGAACAGAUUGAUACGUCCCGUGCAUCCAUUUCUGGGCAUUCAAUGGGUGGGCAUGGUGCUUUGACAAUCUACUUGAAAAACCUCGACAAGUACAAGUCUGUAUCCGCCUUUGCACCUAUUGUUAAUCCCAUAAAUUGCCCAUGGGGUCAGAAGGCUUUCUCAAACUAUUUGGGCGACGAAAAGUCUGAUUGGGAGGAAUAUGAUGCCACUUGCGUAAUUUCCAAGUACAACAAUGUUUUGGCCACUAUCCUGAUUGAUCAGGGGGAGGCUGAUAAGUUCUUGCACGAUCAGCUCCUGGCCCACAAAUUUGAGGAGGCCUGCAGGAAAGUGAACGUUCCUCUUCUGCUGCGGCUGCAGCCUGGAUACGACCACUCUUACUACUUCAUUUCAACCUUCAUUGAUGAUCAUAUCCGACACCAUGCUCAGGCCCUUAGCUUGUAAAAGGUUAUCCACUGUCUGGUUUAAAACCAUGUACUUGUGACUGAAUCUUGGAAACUUUCGUUUUGAAAUUGGUUGUGAAUUUUUCUGCAAUCUGGGCUUGGAUUUUUCAGAAACCCAUCAUUAUGAUUGUGUAAUUUUGUUGGUGACAAUGUUGCUAGCAUAAAAGCAAUGGCUAGCCUUUUGGUAUGAUGCAGAGGAGGACUUUUGGAGACAAAGGGGUAGAUGAGGCUUUACUCUUUUUCUUUUUGAUAGAAAUACUGCGUAUUUUCACAGUAAGAAGUUUAGGAGGAGAAUCCAAAUUGGCGCCACCCGGAAUGCUAUGCGCCUUUGGUUGACUGGCAAGAGAGGACAAUGCUUCCAAUCAUAAGUCCUAUUUCUUUUGAUAACUAAAAAUUAUAUUGUUAAUGAGUGAAGUGUUGGUCUCCUGCCAGGAGACUACAUAUAGAAGUUUCAAAGUUACUAAAACUUUCAAAAGA